AGCGUGACCACACGGAUCCUUGUCUCCCACCUUCAAUCCCACUGUUUAAUAAUUAGAUAUUGCUUUUGUGUGCGAAGCACUGGCAUAUUUACGAGUCGAGCAAAACCGAACCGUAACCGAAAAACCGAACUGAAGAGAGAUGGAGUUGAGUAAUGUGACGCUGGAGAUAUUUUCGAAGCUUGAGCAGAAGUGGCUGUAUCACUGCGAUGGGAAGAAGACGCGUGUCCUGAGUAUCGACGGCGGCGGGACGACCGGCAUUGUCGCCGGCGCUGGCUUGGUUCAUCUCGAGGAUCAGAUCCGGAGGAAGACCGGGAAUUCCGCCGCGAAAAUCGCCGAUUUUUUCGAUGUUAUCGCGGGGACGGGGAUCGGCGCUUUGUUCGCGGCGAUGAUCGCCGCGGACGACGGCGCCGGGCGGCCGAUGUACUCCGCGGAGGAGGCGGUGAAGUUUGUUAACGAGAAUCAGUUGAAGCUGUAUAAGCUCAAAAACGGCGGCGUUUUUAGGAAGAAGAAGAGGUUUGAUAGUAACAGCAUGGAGAGAGUGUUGAAGCUCGCGUUGACUCGCGACGACGGCACGGUGUUGACUUUGAAGGACACGUGUAAGCCUCUCCUCGUCCCCUGCUUCGACGUGAAGAGCUCGGCGCCGUUCGUCUUCUCCCGCGCCGACGCCACCGAGUCGCCGAGCUUCGAUUUCGAGCUUUGGAAAGUGUGCCGUGCCACGUCAGCCACCCCGUUCCUGUUCAAACCGUUCAAUCUGACCUCAAUUGAUCAACAAACUUCGUGCCUCGCCAUCGACGGCGGCCUGGUGAUGAACAAUCCCACCGCGGCGGCGCUCACUCAUGUCCUCCACAAUAAGCGCGACUUUCCGGCGGUUACAGGCGUCGAGGAUUUGCUCGUGCUGUCGCUUGGAAAUGGACCGUUAUGGAAUGAAGUGACGAAAAAAGUGAGACGUAACGGGGAGUGUGUGAAAUCGUCGAUUGUUGACAUUGUGCUUGAUGGAGUCUCGGAAACGGUUGAUCAGAUGCUCGGGAAUGCGUUUUGCUGGAAUCACUCGGAUUACGUCAGAGUUCAGGCAUUUGCUUGUGCGAGUGAAGGAGAAAAGCCGACAGCGGAGCAAGUGUUGAAAGAGAGAGCCGUCGAAUCGCUACCAUUUGGCGGUAAGCGUUUGUUGGCCGAGACGAACGGAGAUAGGAUUGGAAACUUUGUGCAACGCCUUGUUGCUACAGGAAGGAGUAGUCUACCACCAAGUCCGUGCAAAGAUAUCGUAGUCAGCCCUCUUGCUAACGGCCGUUAAUAGUUCCCUGCAUUUCGUUAGUUUCAAAUUUUCGAAAAUUCAAAUUUGUAGUUAUCAGGUUGCUUUAAUUGUCCCUGUAAUCGAGUUUGAUAGAUAGAAAUAACAUGGCGACCUAUUUUUAAGCA
Daucus carota subsp. sativus is the source of this 1416-nucleotide messenger RNA. Its product is annotated as probable inactive patatin-like protein 9. NCBI's taxonomy places the organism in Eukaryota, Viridiplantae, Streptophyta, Magnoliopsida, Apiales, Apiaceae. Gene Ontology annotation, biological process: lipid metabolic process. The coding region runs from base 140 to 1291 and encodes 383 amino acids. The transcript is spliced from 2 exons. The record is from RefSeq and is a predicted model, not a curated record.